Molecule: messenger RNA, 720 nt
Organism: Oppiella nova
Lineage: Eukaryota; Metazoa; Arthropoda; Arachnida; Sarcoptiformes; Oppiidae
Source: the annotation of a GenBank genome assembly
CCGGAAGUCAAGACUAUAAUACUGUGCGGUAUUGAGGCUCAUGUCUGUGUACAGGGAACCGCUCUCCAGGCGCUCGAAGAUGGCUAUGACGUGCAUAUAGUGGUGGACGGGUGUAGUUCCCGGUCAAUGGUUGACCGCAUGUUUGCCUUCGAGCGCAUGAAAGCCGCCGGCGCUUGGCUUACGACUAGUGAAUCAGUUAUACUUGGGUUAGUGGGGGACGCCUCCAGUCCUCACUUCAAGGAGUGUCAGAAACUGAUUAUGCAAUCGGCGCCCGACUCCGGAUUGCUCAGCCUUUUUUCGCAAAAACCCCAGACAUCAACUGUCGUGACAAAUGUGAAUGUCUUCGAAGCAAAGGUCAUACUAUUGGGUUUGGAGGGAGUGGUGGCUCCAAAUGAAUUAGAUAAUCAACUCUUCAUUCCAUACAUUCGUCAAAAUGGGUUCAAUUUUCUCAAACAAAACCGAAACAACGAUUCAGUCGUGAAUCUGAUCCCAGCACUGAGACAACUGUCAUAUCUGGAGCACUACCGCAACGGUUAUCCCGAGUGUCCCGUCAUUCUAGACGAAGACGAUAGUGAGGAUCAAGUGUUGGCUUCUGUUCACAAGUUUAUCGUUUGGCAAAUGGAUUUCAAACGCGAGUCCAAUGAAUGCCAUACUAUUCAACGUAUGGUCACUGAGGAGGGCCUGAAUGGGAAACACAUUAAAGUCAAUGUCUAUGAAGAC